AGCAGGUGCAGUGAGCCUCAGUGGGUGGGGCUACAGGUCACGUGAAAACGGGCGUCUUGUGGCGGCCAUGCAGCUCUUGAGGCGGACAGUGCUGUUAGGUCUCGUCGGAAGCAGAGGAGUACAGAGAAGCAUGUGUGCUCAGGUGGGAGACUGGCAGAGUGCUAAGUCCAUCUACGAGUUCUCUGCCAAGGACAUUGAUGGCAAUGAGGUGGCUCUCGAGAAAUACAGAGGGUAUGUGUGCAUUAUUGUAAAUGUAGCCUCUAAAUGAGGAAAGACCAGAGUAAACUACACUCAGCUAGCGGGAAUGCACGUCUCCUAUGCUGAGAAAGGUUUACGCAUCCUGGCCUUCCCAUGCAACCAGUUUGGAGGACAGGAACCAGGGACUGAGGCAGAUAUUAAAGAGUUUGCUAAAGGUUACAACGCUGAGUUUGAUCUCUUCAGUAAGAUUGAGGUGAAUGGGGACAAUGCUCACCCUCUGUGGAAGUGGAUGAAAGCACAGCCCAAAGGCAAGGGAACCUUCGGAAAUAGCAUCAAGUGGAACUUCACAAAGUUUCUUAUAAAUAGAGAAGGACAAGUGGUGAAGCGAUACGGCCCAACAGAUGAUCCCAGCGUGGUGGAGAAAGACCUGCCCACAUACCUUUAAUGAGACUGUCUCCUAUGUAUUUGUGUAACUCCUGACCUCUCCCAUGGACUUCAGGGUAUUUGGUGCGUGUGUGUCUCUGGACCAGUGACGGCCUGUCUUUAAACCCAACAUUGGGCUGGGCAGGCCUGAUGAUCCCCAGCGUGCAACUAACCACCAGAGCUCACUCACACCAAACCCUGUAAGACCAUAUGAGAGGGCAUCCACUAGUUAUGCAAAGUAGAGACACGUGACAUCUUACUUCAACCUCAGAAAAGUUGUUCCUUUUUCUAAUAAAAAUAGCAUCUACUUCUCUCUGAAUGUUAAGUGAAAAGUUUGCAUGUGUCAAUGUCAGUUUUAUGUAAGGACAUAGGAUGCCAUAAAUUUGAGAGUUUUUUGUAAUGCUACUGAUAAUAUUGUUUGCACUUAACUUAUCAAAGGGCCCUUCAUUGUACCAUGACUUAAAGCUGGAAAAUAAAUGCUGUCUUGGGCA
Xiphias gladius (swordfish) is the source of this 1112-nucleotide messenger RNA. Its product is annotated as phospholipid hydroperoxide glutathione peroxidase-like. Gene Ontology annotation, molecular function: glutathione peroxidase activity. The record is from RefSeq and is a predicted model, not a curated record. The transcript has 7 exons. Gene Ontology annotation, biological process: response to oxidative stress. Lineage: Eukaryota; Metazoa; Chordata; Actinopteri; Istiophoriformes; Xiphiidae.